GUUCGAACGGAGUUAUCUGGAUGGAAAAAUACUUUUAGGUUAUAUCAUAGACUAACCUUUAUCUAUGGUUAUAUCUUCUUUAUUAUUAUAAUUAUUUUGUGUUUGCAUUUUUAUGUUCAUUAAUAAUUUCUUCAUUCCCCAUCUCAGCCUACCAGUGAUACCAUAUCCAUAAGUUAGCAAGUGAUGUGGUGUGAGGUUGGAGUACUCCUAGAUUAAAUCACGGUUAUUGUGAUUCACACUGAAAUAAAUUGUUUACCGGUAGGUUAUCUCCAUUGUAUGAAGAUGAAUCACAAGCCUAAAGAAAAUGUGGAAAACACCAUUUUUGUUGGAAAUAUUCCAAAAGAAACAAUGGUGAAAGAGUUGAAAAAGGUUUUCAGAAAGUUUGGUCCUAUUAUCAAUCUGAGAUUUAGAUGUGCGAUUCGCAAAGACCCUAAAAUACCCAAGAAACAGGCAGUGAUAAAAAAAGAUUUUCACGAAGAAAGUAACCACAUAAAUGCAUUUAUAAAAUUUCAAACCUCUGAUAGUUGUAUGGAGGCUCUUAAAAUGAAUGGUGAACUAUUUGGAGGACACCAUUUAAGAGUAACAUUGGCCGAAGAUUCAGGAAAGACUGAAGGGAAGAAAAGUGUAUUCAUUGGAAACUUGGCUUUCAAAGCACAAGACGAUGAUUUGUGGAGUGCUUUUGAAGAUUGCGGAUGCAUUGAAAGUGUCCGUGUUGUUAGAGACAUUAAAACUGGAAUUGGAAAAGGUUUUGGUUAUGUUAAUUUUAAGUCUGAAGAUGCCGUGGAGUUGGCUUUGAAAUUAAAUGGGACACCCAUCUUGGACAGAAAUAUUAGAGUGAGCAGAGUAGCACAAAUGAGCAGUGGCAAGUCCAGAAAAGACAAUGCUAUAAAGAGAGUGAAGAAAAAAUUGAAGAUCAAGAAAGAAUACCACGCACCUUCAUCCGAGCAAGAUGAACAUGGAAAGAUUAAAGUUUGGGAAAAAGUCAAAACUCAAAAUGACUAUCAAGGCCAAAAAAGCAAACCAUCGCAUCAGAAGAAGGUCAAAAAGAAGAAAAAGUUUGAUAAGAAGGCCGCAUUUAUCAAACAAAUUGCCCAAGGUUUAUCCAAGAAAAAUAAAUAAUUUGUAUCCAA
Messenger RNA from Macrosteles quadrilineatus (aster leafhopper), 1130 nucleotides. Its product is annotated as RNA-binding protein 34-like. Gene Ontology annotation, molecular function: RNA binding. NCBI's taxonomy places the organism in Eukaryota, Metazoa, Arthropoda, Insecta, Hemiptera, Cicadellidae. The coding region runs from base 277 to 1119 and encodes 280 amino acids. The transcript has 5 exons. The record is from RefSeq and is a predicted model, not a curated record.